Pieris macdunnoughi is the source of this 480-nucleotide messenger RNA. NCBI's taxonomy places the organism in Eukaryota, Metazoa, Arthropoda, Insecta, Lepidoptera, Pieridae. The record is from the annotation of a GenBank genome assembly.
AUGGAAAAACAAGUGGCCCUAUCAAUAGAAUUGAAUAAAAUCAUUUUGUUGAUUGGCAUACAAUGUGUACAAAAACUUUUGACAAGAAAGAAAAAGAGAAGGAACAGGACGAUUUGGGUUCGUGAUUGGCUAAGUAGAAGAGAAAUUCUUGGAGCAAGUAAUCGAUUGCUAGUAGAAAUGCGAGAAGAAGAUCUUGAUGGUUACAAAAACCAUUUACGCAUGUUACCGCACCAGUUUGACGAGUUACUAUCUAAAAUUGAAAGUGCUAUAAAGAAACAAGAUACACACAUGCGAAAUGCUAUUCCACCAAAAGUGAAAUUGGAAGUAACUUUGAGGUAUCUAGCAACUGGAGAUUCGUUAUACACAUUAGGAGCCCUUCACAGAGUUGCAAGAUCUACUAUAGCUUUAUUUCUACCUGAAGUGUGUAAUGCAAUAUACAAUGCUCUGAAGGAUUAUAUGCGGGUAAGCAAAGUAAACUAA